Molecule: messenger RNA, 2826 nt
Organism: Tripterygium wilfordii
Lineage: Eukaryota; Viridiplantae; Streptophyta; Magnoliopsida; Celastrales; Celastraceae
Product: CSC1-like protein At4g35870
Exons: 1
Coding region: 219-2663 (814 amino acids)
Cellular component (GO): plasma membrane
Molecular function (GO): calcium-activated cation channel activity
Source: RefSeq, a predicted model, not a curated record
GAAACCUCCAACGUAUAACAUCCCAGAACCCUGCCAUUAUCUCUUCCUCCGGAGUCCGGGCACCCUGUACGUACCACUUCCUUUCCUUCUCAGUCUCCAAUCACUAGGAACCCUAAACUUUUUUUUUUAAUCUAUCUCGAAAUUGGUACUUCUCAGCUGCAAUUAAUGGAGAAAAUCUCGAAUUUUUUGGUUCUAUAAACCCCUAAUUUUCGAAUUCAAUGGAUAAAUCUCGAUUACCUAUCCUCAUAUCCCCAAUUCCCGCCAUGGACGUCGCUCUCUCUCCUCCACCUUCCUCCGGAGACGGAGACCAGGAUUUUCCAGACGCAUGGUACGGGAACAUUCAGUACCUGCUCAACAUAUCGGCGAUAGGCUUAUUCUUCUGCGUGUUCAUCUUUUUCUUUGUGAAGCUGCGAAGCGACCAUCGCCGAAUCCCAGGACCAGCCGCCCUUGCCUCCAAGCUACUUGCCGUCUGGCAUGCCACAGGCCGCGAGAUCGCCCGCCACUGCGGCGCUGAUGCUGCGCAGUUCCUCAUAAUCGAAGGGGGCUGCUUUGCUGUCCUCGGCUCCAUCGCAAUCCUGGCUUUGCUUUUCAUGCUUCCUUUGAAUCUCUAUGCUGGGAGCGUAUUAAUGUCCGAUCAGUUCUCUAAAACCACUAUAACCCACAUCGAGAAAGGUUCGCCUCUACUUUGGAUACAUUUCUUGUUUGUUGUGGUUGUUGUUAUUUUAGUGCAUUUUGGUAUGUCUGCUAUUGAAGAGAGGUUAAGGAUAACUAGGUUCAGAGAUGGGGAUGGGAAUUUGAGUGACCCAAAUGCGAAUUCUACAGCUAUUUUUACGAUAAUGGUGCAGGGUAUUCCAAUGAGCUUAGGAGCUGAUAGGACUGUUUUGCAAGAGUAUUUUCAGCAUAAGUAUCCUGGGAAAAUCUACAAGGUUAUAUUGCCCAUGAACUUGUGUGCAUUGGAUGAUUUGGCCACAGAAUUGGUGAGGGUUAGAGAUGAGAUUACUUGGUUAGUAGCCCGAAUUGACUCUCGCCUUUUACCUGAUGAAAGUGAAGAGAAUGAACCGAAGGGAUUACGAGGUCUUCUGGUUUACUUGCGGAGGAAGGCGAAACUUUUGUGGGGGAAAAUAAUGUUUAGGCUGGGUUAUACAGAUGAAGAAAAGUUAGGGAGAUUACAAGAACUGAGGGCAGAAUUGGAGACUGAAUUAGCAGCUUACAAGGAGGGCACUGCUCCCGGUGCUGGGGUUGCAUUUGUGAUGUUUAAGGAUGUGUACACGGCUAACAAGGCGGUUCAAGAUUUUCGAAAUGAAAAGAGGAGGCGGAUUGGAAAGUUUUUUUCAUUGGUGGAGCUGCGAUUACGGAGGAACCAUUGGAAAGUUGAGCGUGCUCCUUUGGCAGCAGAUAUAUACUGGAACCAUUUGGGAUCAGCAAAACUAUCCUUGAGACUCCGGAGAGUGUUUGUCAACACUUGUUUAUUGUUGCUGCUUCUGUUUUUUAGUUCUCCCCUUUCAGUGAUCAGUGCUUUGACGAGUGCUGGGCGGAUUGUUAAUGCUGAAGCUAUGGAUAAUGCACAGUCGUGGUUAGCCUGGGUGCAAAGCUCUAGCUGGCUUGCCUCCUUAGUCUUUCAGUUCUUGCCCAAUGUUAUAAUAUUUGUGAGUAUGUACAUAAUAGUACCAUCAGCUCUCUCUUACCUCUCAAAGUUUGAACGGCAUCUCACUGUGUCUGGGGAGCAAAGAGCCGCACUUCUUAAGAUGGUUUGCUUCUUUCUUGUCAAUCUCAUUCUUUUGAGGGCUCUGGUUGAGUCUUCCUUAGAAAAUGCAAUUCUAAGCAUGGGCAGGUGCUAUUUGGAUGGUGAAGAUUGCAAGAGGAUUGAGCAAUACAUGAGUGCAUCUUUUCUGUCUAGGUCAUGUCUUUCGUCUCUUGCUUUUUUAAUCACAUGCUCUUUUUUGGGGAUAUCUUUUGAUCUGUUGGCUCCGAUCCCUUGGAUAAAAAGGAAGAUUCAGAAGUUUCGAAAGAAUGACAUGCUCCAACUGGUACCAGAACAAAGUGAAGAAUACCCAUUAGAAAAUCAGAAUGGAGAUGAUCUUCGGAGACCCCUGAUGCAUGCUGUUUUGUUUGACUCUCCUAGAUUUAAUGGAAUUGAGCCACAGGGACAAGAUCUUUCUGUUUAUCCAAUCAGCAGAACCUCACCUAUUCCCAAGCAGACAUUUGAUUUUGCGCAAUAUUAUUCGUUCAAUUUGACUAUAUUCGCCUUAACCUUGAUAUAUUCUUCAUUUGCUCCACUCGUGGUCCCGGUUGGUGCAGUUUAUUUUGGGUAUAGGUAUAUGGUUGAUAAGUACAACUUUCUGUUUGUGUAUAGAGUCCGGGGGUUUCCUGCUGGCAAUGACGGAAGGCUGAUGGACACGGUGUUGUGUAUCAUGCGUUUCUGUGUGGAUUUAUUUCUCCUUUCGAUGCUCUUGUUCUUUUCAGUCCGGGGGGACUCGACGAAGCUGCAGGCCAUUUUCACACUUGGAUUGCUAGUAAUGUACAAACUAUUGCCUUCUGAUAAUGAUAGUUUCCCACCUGGUCUUUUGGAAGGCAUACAAACUGUUGACAACGUUGUAGAUGGGCCAAUUGAUUACGAGGUUUUCUCGCUACCCAAAUUUGACUGGGAUACUUAUCAUUCAUAGUUCAAGUAGUCAGUCAGGCAGUCACACAAUUAUCUGUAAGUUGAUUUGUGAACUUGUGAGAUCAUCUCUGAUGUUCCUUUGUAGUUAUAAUGUGUAUAAAAUUCUCAUCACUUGUUAACUAGUACAAUGAUUUUUCCUUACUGUGCUGUCUUUCAAAUUUGUA